Lineus longissimus is the source of this 5383-nucleotide messenger RNA. Its product is annotated as ras-related protein Rab-1A. Bases 16 to 759 code for a protein of 247 amino acids. The transcript is spliced from 7 exons. The record is from RefSeq and is a predicted model, not a curated record. Gene Ontology annotation, molecular function: GTP binding; GTPase activity. Gene Ontology annotation, biological process: vesicle-mediated transport. Lineage: Eukaryota; Metazoa; Nemertea; Pilidiophora; Heteronemertea; Lineidae.
UAGUAAACAUUGGAUAUGGGUAAAACAGGCGUUUUUCGAACACCAUCUUCAGAAGCAGUGAAGGCCAUUCUUAGUGAAUAUCGAAAAGCUAGUAGCAGGCUUCCUCAUAAUUGUAUAAGUACUGGCUCACGAGCCAGUGGUUACCAUUUCGUAGAUGAAUAUGACUACCUUUUCAAGCUCCUCUUGAUCGGCGACUCUGGCGUUGGAAAAUCUUGUUUAUUACUACGAUUUGCUGAUGAUACAUACACCGAAAGCUACAUUAGUACAAUUGGCGUAGAUUUUAAAAUCAGAACAAUAGAAUUAGAUGGUAAAACAAUCAAGUUACAGAUAUGGGACACAGCCGGACAGGAACGAUUCCGAACUAUAACAUCCAGUUACUACAGAGGAGCCCAUGGUAUCAUAGUAGUAUAUGACGUUACUGAUCAAGAAUCGUUUAACAAUGUAAAACAGUGGUUACAAGAAAUAGAUCGUUACGCUAGUGAAAAUGUAAACAAGCUUCUGGUUGGAAAUAAAUGUGACCUGACGACAAAGAAGGUCGUCGAUUACACUACUGCCAAGGAGUAUGCAGACCAGCUUGGCAUCCCAUUCCUUGAAACUAGCGCAAAGAAUGCCACAAAUGUAGAACAAGCUUUUAUGACGAUGGCGGCCGAGAUAAAGAACCGGAUGGGACCAGUCACAGCUACUGCAGACCCGAAAGCAAAUGUGAAAAUCAAUACCAGUACGCCGGUGAAACAGUCGGGCGGCGGAGGAUGUUGCUGAAAGACGACCACGGAUAACGUUUCUACAGUCACAGACUUGGGUGGGGUCGGGCACUCAUCAUCUCAUAUUGUCAGCUCAAUGAACGGAAGCUCUGCUAUGACCAUUCACUGUGGAUGCGUUGCUGCCGCAUGUCGUGGCAUCUAAUAAGACUGGCCGGUGUUCUACCGUAGCAUUCAUGACUGGUUAUGGAAUGAUUGACAGAUCUAUUUAGUUUGUGAUGAUGUUUAAUCAAUGGAAUUUAAACCAUCUUGUGCGGCUGCUGUUAUUCCAGCCCACGUCAGAAUGCUCUGACUGAUCCAGAGUGUUUGUUAUACCAGAGCAGCGAUACUUUAUCUUUGACAUGAAAUGUGGAUUAAUUCAAACGACAAAGGAACCAGUGGUGAUUUAACUUAAAUUCAACCAGGUUGUUGUCCUUGCCCCCGUACAUUCCUAUUUCUACUGUUAACAGCGAUGUUAUUUGGGCUAUUUUUGGGAUGCUGCAAUUCGUCUUGGUUGCAAAGUAGUUGUGUUUGCACCCCUGAAACUUUUAAAUAUUCUGUUGGCUGUAUAUUAAUUAGCUAAUAAGUGCUAAAUUUGACCUGAGCGGUAAUGUUUAAUUUGACCCGUGUAGGAAAUGUUGAUCGUUGACAAGGGAAAGUCUUAGUUCAUGCAUGCCAUGCCCUGCAUCUCGGCGAAUGCCACUCUUGGGGACCAUCUCAGUGAUGGUGCUUGAGUCUUAUCAGAGUUGCGUUUCAAUCCCGUUCAUGCCAUUUUACUGUUCAGUCCAGAUUCUCAAGUGAUGUCAUUUAAAAAACUUGUACAGUGCUCAUCUUUGUAAGUAGGCUGUAUUCGCAUGGAACCUAUCGUUGGCCAUUUCGCAGUACUUCGAACUGCAUUUACCUGUAGGUCAAAAUCUAUAUGAGAAUUCGAUACCUUUGACCGACGAUUUCAGGGACUCAAUGCCAAGGAUUCGUCCUGGUGCAUUCACAAUAUAGGCCCAGCCUUGAGAGCAUGAUUGACUUCAGUACCCGGGAUAAUAUUCAACCUUGGUAGUGCACUCUUGAGUAGUCUCAGAAAUCCUGAAUUAAGCUGUGGUCUGAUGAAUGGCGCUGCCUUGUGUGGCAUGUUAUUUGGGAGAUGGGAAUAUUUAGUUCCUGAUACACUUUUUUUUACUGUUAAAUAUACAAGUCAGAAGGUCUUGAGAGAUAGUCUUGCAUUCCUGGUACAGGAGGCUCGUUGUAACCUUGCAUUCUUAGUACAGGAGGCUCGUUAUAACCUUGCAUUCUUAGUACAGGAGGCUCGUUAUAACAUGUAUAGCAGCCGAAGCAGUGCCACUGGGCGGUAAUAACAGACCUGCUGUUGAUAACUUCGUAGGCCCUUCUCUAGGCAAAGUCUGAAAUACUAUGAAAUGGCCUCCAGGCACUGUCCACAGUAGAUGCUUUGCAAUUCAAUGUAUGAUACAUUCUGUUGUAUCAUUCAUAUAUGAUUCUUCAUUAAAAAUGCACAAUAUUUUCCCUGUGUGUUGACGUGAAGUGACGAAAUUGUGAAUAGGAAGUUAACAUUAUUUUCCCAAGUGUUGCUUGUACAUUGUAAAUGGUUGAGCUUGAACUAUUAGUACGUCGACUACGCAGGGUAAGUAUUUUGAUUCCAUACUUCUGCAGUGCUCUCCAAGAUUUCUUUUGGGGUGGGUGGCACUCCCAAAUCACAUCUUGAUCUUUUAGAUAAUUUCCGGGUUGUACUAUGAUUUCUGGUUGUAACAUUUUCAUAUUGCAAAACUAUAGACCACAUCAGAAAUUCGGCCAGCUGGUAAUAACCCGUUGGCUGACUUUUUCAAAUUGGUCCGAAAUCCAUGGUAGUCCACCCUUCCAAAAUGAAUCAUGGUGAACUGUGCUUUGCAUUGUAUUUGAUGUGCAUCUUGUUGGUCUCAAAAACAAUUCAGAUUAUUUAUGUAUAAUUAUCAAGAUUUCUUAAUAAUUCGAAGUGUGGUGAUUUUUCUGGGCUCUUAAACUAGUUGAGGGUGGGUGGGACCCAGUGCUUCCAGUGUUCUGGUGAAUUCACAAUGUAUGGAAGAGCAUGUAUAAAAUGCACUGGGUUAAGGAAUAAAAAGCCAUUGUAUGUAUCAUAAUAUAUAUUAUUUGAAUUGAUGACCACCUGUGUAAUAAUAAAUAUAGACAAUAUUGUCCUGACUAGUUUUAUUCCGCAUACCAUUUGAUUUUCUUACUUGUAGGUGUGUCUUUCAUCGGCACAUCUGUGUGUAGCCUUCCUUGGUUGUGUGCUGAACUGCUGUGUUCUCGAGGUUAUUUCUUGCUGGCCAUUAAACCAUACAACCUUGCUUCUAGACCACCUUUAUUCUGUUGUUUCCAUAUGACCAGCCCGUAUGGCGUUGACUUUGUAGGGUAUGCUCACGAGGCUGGCCUGCCUUGUUGAAAUAACCUGUUGAGAACACUGGAUCAUCGCCCAUCGAAGGCCUCGCCUGUAGGUUAGGUUAGGCAGAUGCUCAGUAGCUGUCCUCUCUUUGGUUGCUGCUUGGCUGUCUGAACUACGUGUAAAUAUUUUUGCCGUGACUAUAAGUCGUCCGUGUUCUGUGUCCCUUUAUGUCCGUGUCACCAGUUGUGGAAUGAAUUGAUCCCUUUUCUGGUCCCAUUUCUAGAAUGAGUUCAAUUUUCCCUGGUUCUUCGGGCCAGAGGUUCUCCAUACUUGGGGUAAAAAUGUAAUUGAAAGCUCGGCUAUUCAUACUUGCUUCACAGAUAAAUUUGUGGAUAAUAAAAAAAGUGUACUUUCUUGCACUGGAAUGACAUAAAUUUGGAAAGCAAUGCACAAAAAUCAUAUGUGCCAAACUAUUCAACGAAAAAGAAUUUUUUUUAACAAUAUCUGGUUACAGUUGGUAGGAUACCAGUCCUCAUCUCUGUUUUGGACGGAGAGGAUUUUGAGAAGAUUUUAACGCAUCUCUGGAACCCUCAGGUUUUCCAACUGUGUCUUUUCACUUGUACAUGUACAUCCGAAGUCCACUUUCAGAACAGUCCAUAAUCUUUCUAUAUCAUUAUAAUAAUAGUGAGUAGUUAACAUUUUAUUCAAUACCAACAUUCUUCAAAUUCACUAUGACUUUACUAGCGUGUCUUUCUUUCGGAUGGACUGGUGAAUUAUAAAAGCGAUCUUAAAUGUUCUGAGGGUAUGGUUUGGAUAUAAAAUUUAUUGCUUGGAAUUUUGAAGACCUCUAUUUCGGCUUGGGUUCUGAGUUUACAUGCUACUGCAAGUCUUCAAAAUACUAUUAAAUUGAAGAAUAUUUCAAGCCAGCAUUUGACCUUGAGCAUUUGUAAGGUUAAAAUAAGCAACGUUUGUAUUUCUGUCCAUAACAAUAUCCGAGUUAAAACUUUCCAGAAUACAUGUAAAUAAAGUUCAGGCAUGCAAGCGUAAUGUUACUAUUUGUUCUUAGCAGAUUAGUGGCUCGUGACUGUGCUAAUUUCUAAACAUUGUGUUUGUUUGAAGUGUUAACAAACAAUGAAAGGGAAAUAUUCUGGGAGUGCUGAAACUGCCGGGGAAUGGAUUUCCUCAAACAUGCACAAAUCAUGUAUGGUGGUAUUCUUGUUGUCAGUUAUUACACAAGAUGAAGUGUUCUUAUGUAAUUGUCGCAUGGUUUUGACUUCGAUGAAAAAGGACAAGCACUUUUGUGCAAACCGUUCCAGACUUUGUAGCUUGAACUGCAGACUAAUUUUUUUCGUGAGGGACUGGUAGCUUAUCCUGUGAAGCAGGGCUUUCCAACUACUACAAGCAGCCUGUAAGGGGCACCAGGCUGAUCCUGGGGGUACAAAGAAACUGCCAGGGGUGCAAGACAGCUGGUCCAAGUUGCACUUAACCACCGUGCACCUGCCUAAUGAGUAUGACGGGUCUAUUUUGGCCUUAAAGUCUCCCUUUGUAUAGUACCCCCAGGUAUAUGGCACGGCUUAACCCGCCGGCCAUGAGGGAAUUCCUUUAUGGCCCAGUGGUUGGCGCGUUGGCCCCAGAGUGGAAGUUAAGCAAAAGUUGGUUAUAUUUGUCGCAUGUCGAAGGGUCGUCACAACAUUGGAGACCUUCUGCAACUGUCCCGGGUUGAGGAAAAGUUGGAAGGCCCUGCAAUAGAAUCAUUGGGGUAGCUGAUUUUACAUCAUAUCAUUAUUGGACUUUCAUGAACCAAAAUGUGAGCUUUGUCCUUGAUAUCACCGUCAGAAUUUCUGACACAAGCUCACUUUCAACAUUGGCCAACAGUCUAGGAAAAGCUUCAGAGAAGUCUUCAUCAACGUUUCGAAGCAAAAUUGAGUAGUGCCGCGUUGAGCUUCAAAUUGCUUGACAUUAGAUGCUACAGAAAGUGUUAGAUGUAAUUAGGGGAUUCAUCAUACUAAUGAGGGGGUCAUCAUACUCCCUGUCCCAGGAAACGUGUCAUGAGUUGAGCUGGUUUGAAGUGACCAGUCCGUAGAGGAUUAUUGUACGUGUCAUUUGAUUGGGUCAGUGGCAUCAAGAAUUCAUAAAGUCUUGUCUUUAUUAAUUCUUGGAGGCAUGUGUAUGAACACAAGGCAAGGUGGGCUACACAAGGCUUUGUUACCAUCUUUAAAUUGUCUUGAUUUGUAUAUUUAAAUCGGAGAAAAAUACACAUUAGAAUGUAUAUGAGGAA